Messenger RNA from Pochonia chlamydosporia 170, 1458 nucleotides. RefSeq names its product MFS transporter. The coding region runs from base 1 to 1458 and encodes 485 amino acids. Gene Ontology annotation, molecular function: transmembrane transporter activity. The transcript has a single exon. NCBI's taxonomy places the organism in Eukaryota, Fungi, Ascomycota, Sordariomycetes, Hypocreales, Clavicipitaceae. Gene Ontology annotation, cellular component: membrane. Gene Ontology annotation, biological process: transmembrane transport. The record is from RefSeq and is a predicted model, not a curated record.
AUGUCUCACACCACCCCCGACCCCGAAAAGCCAAAAUCCUCCACAGAAACCCAGCACCAUGCAUCAUCCACGGAAAACCUGCAAAUCGAAACCAUCGACGCCCGCGCCGAGCGCAAGCUCCUCCUCAAACUAGACGCCUUCUUCGUCCCCAUCAUCAUGGUCGUCUACCUCACCUGCUUCCUGGACCGCACCAACAUCGGCAACGUCAAGGUCGCAGGCAUGCCCGAAGACAUCGGCGCGUCACCGCAGCAGUUCUCCACAGCCGUGUCCAUCUUCUACGCGACGUACGUGGCCUUCGAGCCGCCCUGGACCGUCAUGAUGAAGUGGAUGACGCCGCGGAUCCUGCUGACCUCUCUGUGCGUGGUGUGGUCCCUCGCCACCAUCUUCUCCGGCUUCAUCACCAAUGUGGCGGGUCUGUAUGCCGUGCGCUUGAUCCUGGGUGCCUGUGAGGCGGGCCUGUUCCCUGCGCUGAACUUGUAUCUUACCAUGGUGUAUAAGCGGGAUGAGCAGGCCGCGCGGGUGUCCUACCUGUUUGUGUGUACGGCUAUUGCGGGCGCAUUCGGCGGCUUGUUGGCGUAUAGUAUUCUCAAGAUGGACGGGGUGGCUGGCUACGCUGGCUGGCGGUGGGUGUACAUCAUCGAGGGGAUAUUUUCGGUCAUCGUCGCGCCCAUAAUUUGGUUUGGCCUGCCGAAUGAUCCGUCGAAUGCGUAUUUCCUCAACGACGAGGAGAAGCGGAUGAUGAGGGUGCGCGCUGUACAGAGGGCACAGUACAUGGGCAGCGAGGAGUUCAGCUGGGAGGAGAUCCGGAUAGGCCUGCAGGAUCCGAAGCUGUAUCUCAGCGCGGCGAUCCAGUUCUGCCAGGACAUUCUGCUGUACGGGUUCAGCACGUUUCUGCCGUCCAUCAUCGUUAGUAUGGGGUACACGGUCAUUCAGGCGCAGUACCUCAGUAUACCGGUGUACAUCUUCGGCGGGAUAUGUUUCCUGGCCGUGGCCUUUGUUUCAGACAGGUACUGCGUGCGCGGUCCGUUUGUUCUGCUAGCAAAUGUCCCUGGCAUAAUAGGGUAUAUCCUCAUUCUGUGUCCGACAAGCAACCCCGUCAAGUUCCUCGGCACGUUUCUCUGCGCCGUGGCCGUGUAUAAUGGCCCCGGUCUGAAUCUGACGUGGCUGAAUGUUAAUGUCGCGCCGCAUUAUCGUCGCGCCACCGCUAUUGGCAUGCAGUUGAGCAUAGGCAACUCGGCGGGCAUUGUGGCCGGACAGAUUUACCGCUCGGCGCCGUAUGUCCUGGGGAAUAGCUUCUCUGUUGGUGCGCUCGGCGUCUCGCAGCUGGUUAUUGUGCUCAAGUGGUUCUACUUGAGGCAGUGUAAUGAGGAGAAGAGGAAGAUUGAGAAUGGCGAGAAGGACGAUACCAGAAAGGUCAAGACUGGUGAUCGGGAGCUGGACUUUAAGUAUCACCUGUAG